This is a messenger RNA of Arvicanthis niloticus (Nile rat), 2048 nucleotides long. RefSeq names its product formation of mitochondrial complex V assembly factor 1 (gene Fmc1). The record is from RefSeq and is a predicted model, not a curated record. Gene Ontology annotation, cellular component: mitochondrion. Lineage: Eukaryota; Metazoa; Chordata; Mammalia; Rodentia; Muridae.
UGGGGCGGAGUGCGCGGGGGAGCGACUCGCCCGAAAGGGUGCGGGCGAAGGCGCCAGAGGCUGUUAAGGACCCGGCUCGCCAAGGACGGGAAAAUGGCGGCCUUGGGGUCCCCGGCGCGCACUCUGCGAGGCCUUCUGCGGGAGCUGCGCUACCUGAGCGCGGCCACCGGGCGACCAUAUCGUGACACAGCAGCCUACCGGUACCUGGUUAAGGCUUUCCAAGCACAUCGGGUCACCAGUGAGAAGUUGUGCAGAGCCCAACAUGAACUUCAUUUCCAAGCUGCCACCUAUCUCUGCCUCUUGCGUAGCAUCCGGCAACAUGUAGCCCUUCACCAGGAAUUUCAUGGCAAGGGUGAGCGCUCAGUGGAGGAGUCUGCUGGUUUGGUGGGCCUCCAGUUGCCCCGUCAGCCUGGAGGGAAGGGCUGGGAGCCAUGAUGCAGAAUCCUCAGAAGUUUCUCCAUUGAAGAAUUUAACCAUUUCUACCGAUAUAUAUUUAUCAUUAAAUGUUUUAUAAAGUGUAGUUUUUGGUUUUUGUUUGCUUUUCUGUAUUUUUUGUUGACUGAGUAAUUAGGGAAGUGAAAUUGGGGUGAAUUUGCUGAACUUUUUACAUUGGGUUCACUGAUGUGCUUACGUGGCAGUGCGCUUGCCCAUGAAGGUUCAUGUGGAGACUAGAGUUUGACAAAGAGAUGCCUUUCUCAAGUACUUCUCUGCCUUAUUUCUUGAGACAGUGUCUCUCACUGAACUUGGAGCUCACUGUUUUGGGCUCAGUGACUAUCGAGUGUCCAGGAUCUAUUUGUCUUGGCUCCCCAGCUCUGGGGUUCGACACCUGCACUGCCAUGACUGUGUAUAUGGAUGCUAGGGAUGCAGACUCAGGCCCUUGCAUGUGCACACUUUAUCUAGUGAGCCUGCCUCCUAGUCCCUGAUGUAUUUGCUUUAAUUUUAAAACUUAGGGCUUUUGUUGUUUUGUUUUGUUAAUAAAUGAAGAGAUGGGCUUAGUGGUCACAGGUCUGUAUUACUCUUACAGAGGAUCUGAGGUUGGUUCCCAGCACCCAUGUCAGAUAGCUAACAACCACCUUUUGUAACUCUAGUACAAGAGAUUCAACACCUCUGGUCUGUACAGGUACCUGCACUCUUGUGUGUGCACGUGCACAAACACAUAAACAUACACACACACACACACACACACACACACACACACACACAAUUAAAAAAUAAAGUUUCGUGGUUUUUUUGGUUUUGUUUUUGUUUUUUGAGAUAGGGUCUUGUUGUGUAGUUCUGACUGGCUUGAAACUUGCUAUGUAGAACAGGCAGACCUUGAACUCAGAGAGACCUGCCUCCAGAGUACUGGAACUAAAGCACCACCAUGCUGAACUCUUAUGUAUGUAUUAUGUAUUAUGUAUUAUGAACUCUUUAUGUAUGUGAGUACAUUGUUGCUGUCCUCAGACCCACUAGAAGAUCCCUUUACAGAUGGUUGUGAGCUACCAUGUGGUUGCUGGGAAUUGAAAUCAGAACCUCUGGAAGAGCAGUCAGUGCUCUUAACUGCUGAGCCAUGUCUCCAGCCCCCAAAAUGCCUUAAGUGUCUUAAAAUUCAACCUUCCUCCUACAUGGAAAGGAACUUUAACAUUUAAUAUUUCUUUCUAGUUCUAAUCCCAUUGAAACUCAUAGAUUAAACUAGUUUAGCAUUUCAGAAAAAUACAUUUUGUAGAGUGAAUAGUUCUUAGAAGAAAUUCUAUUUAUACUUAUGAUAUUUUCCAUAUUAUCAAUUUAUAUUCACUAAGAAAUAUUUUACUUGAUUUAAAAGUGUAGAAAUAUAUACUACCAAAAGUAUACUUUCACCUGAGGAAAAGUAAAUGGAACAGUUUACAAAUCUGCAUGUUCUCUUUGUGCAGGGCCAUAUAAUCCUCUCUGUAUUGUUCAAGUUUAGUGUAUGGUAGCGAGCACCAUUGAUAAUCUUUUGACUGAAGUACCUAAAUAAAGUACCCUAAAUGAUCCUUUUGCUUUAAAUGUCCUUAAUUCCAUAAAUAAAAUUAUUUUUUGUAAGCCACCAA